This is a messenger RNA of Struthio camelus australis, 2328 nucleotides long. The record is from RefSeq and is a predicted model, not a curated record. Lineage: Eukaryota; Metazoa; Chordata; Aves; Struthioniformes; Struthionidae.
ACUCCUUGCUCUCCAGUGGACCAAAGCAUAGUUCAGGGGUCUAUGCACUGGAUUUUCCAGGCGAACUUCAAGAGAGAAGAAGGAAUGUGGGACACCGUUGCUAUGUGUCAGCCUCUCUGCUCCUUGGCUGGUGUUUCCUUUUUGUUGACUAACACAGGGUUUCGUUUGUCCCAGGAGGGUUGCCUGACUCCUGAGAAGGAAGCGACACAGCUGAAAUCCCAGGUGCAGCGGCUCCAGGCUGAGAAGGCAGAUCUGCUUGCCAUCAUUUCAGAAUUACAAGUCAAGCUGAACAACUCAGUAGAGGACUCUUUUGUGGAGAUUAGGAUGAAUGAAGGAGAAGUAAAUAGAACUGCAAAAGAAAAUCAAGAUAACAGUGGUGAAAUGAUCAGUAACGCUGCUAUCUACACGAGCAAACCUGCAGAUGAAGCGAAGAAUUUAGAGUCUGAAGAGCUAACUGUGAGCCAGCUGCUCUGCUGCCUUCGAAAUGAAACUCAGAAGAGGGAAAACCUUGAGAAGGAGUUGCAGAAUCACAAGGAGAGGCUGUCAAAGCUGAAGAAGGAAGAAGGCAACCGUACGGAGAGUGCAACUCAAACUGAGAAGGAAGAAGAGGAGAGUUCAGAGGUUGUUGGCAGUGAAGUAGAAACCCUGAAUUUGCAAGUGUGUGCUCUGUUUAAAGAGCUUCAGGAGGCCCAUGAGAAGUUAAAAGAAGCAGAACUGAUUCAGAAGAAGCUUCAAGAAAAGUGCCAAGUACUUGAAAGGAAAAGCUCUGCGGCUGCAUCAGAAUUGGAUGAGAAGCAGCAGCUAGUAUACACCAUCAGGAAGCUGGAACUUCAGGUGGAGAGCAUGCAGGCAGAGUUCAAGCUGGAACAAGCCAAGACACAGGAAGAAAGGGCAAAAUGUAGUAGCUUGCAGGAUGCAUACAACAAACUCCGUUCUGAACUCACUGAGGCAAUGAAAACGAUCGAUGAAAUGAAACGCAAAGAGCUGGACAGAGUUGAUAAAGCUGUGCUGGAAGAACUGACUGCAAAGGUAGAGCUGGCAGAACAAGCCCUCGCUGCAAAACAGUUCAAAAUGGAUGAAAUGAAGCAGAUAAUUGCAAAGCAAGAGGAAGACCUUGAAACCAUGGCUGUACUCCGUGCUCAGAUGGAGGUUUAUUGUUCUGAUUUCCAUGCCGAGAGGGCAGCAAGAGAGAAGAUCCAUGAGGAGAAGGAGCAGUUGGCUGUCCAGCUGGCAUACCUGCUAAAAGAGCAGCGGAACCUCGAUGAUCUGAGCCGAAACUCUUUGGCGGAGAUGCAGAGUCGCCAUGGAGCCAGGGCAGCAGGAAAUCGGGAACAUUCACCUCACCUUGUCCAAAGAGGAACUGGUAGUCAAGACUGGUCACAGCAGCGGAAUAUCUCAAUGUAUUCAUGUCCCAAAUGUGAAGAAAUUCUACCUGAUUUGGACACACUGCAGAUUCAUGUUAUGGACUGCAUUAAUUGAGUGGUGCCCUCCAAUUCUUCAUGUACUGGAAUUUCACCUGCCAAACAAAUACACUUUUUUUCUUCCUGCUAGAAUCACAGUCAAUUCUACUUCUAGUGAAGCAUUUUUCUAGCAUUUUCUCAUUAAUUCAAUGGGAAAAAGAGUUAGACUCCCAUCCUGCCUUGUACUCACUAGUCUUGUUUUAAUCUGCUUUAGGAAAAGAAUUUUUAUAGGCUAACAAAACAGAUGCAUUAAGGAACUCCCCGUGUGAUUGCUGCAAUGAAAUAUUUAAAUACCAUCCCCACGACAUGCUCUGCCCUCAUGCCUGAUGUGCAAGUGAUGACCUACAGUAGUGGGCUGAAUUACUGAAGUGUCGGAAGGGAGAUGGGUUACUGAUCAGUUAAAGUACCGAAGCGCGUACAUACUUCACCUUUCAUAUACUAUUAAUCAGGAAGGUAAUUCAUUAAAAAUACUGUUCGAGAAGCCUUCAGUAAAAUGGGAUAGUGUUGUAUUCACUGAAAUGAACCCUGUUCUUUCUCCAGAUGGCAGUUUUAUUGCUGCCCUUGUGACUAUGCUAAUCUGAUGUUAAAUUUUUGAUGGCCUAUGUAACUUCUUGCUUUAGCCAGAUGUGGGCAAGGUUUAAGACAGAUCAUUUAGGUCUGUUAUAUGUAGCUACUGGUGUACUCAAGUCACUUGGUUUUAUAGAACUGUUCAUUUUAAAGUGUAGUCUUUAUUCUUCUUUAUUAUAAUAAAUUCAUUUGAACCUGUACAGUAUCAUGCUAGAAAGAGCUGAGAUGGAUGUAACCUAAUUUAAAAAGAGGAAUAUAAUGAACUUUCAUGUCUGAAAAUAAAUCUAUUACAAGUAUAAAA